AUGUCCAUGACAACGGCAACGCCUUGUUGGACAAAAGUUGUGUCUAACUGCUUUGCGUUGUUUUGUACGCUAUUUCUCGUGGCAACAACCGGCCUGGCGGAGGGACAGCUUGUGGGGACGUCGACAAUACACAGCCUUUAUGCCGAGGACGCAGCGGUGGUGGAGCUUGCCGGCACGAAUUGGUCGCAGGUUCACCGCAGUGCCCCGCUUUGCCCAUGGAUAGUGCUGUUUUACAGCAGCGUCUGCGGUCACUGCAGGGCCAUUGCACCCACGUACCGCACGUUUGCCACGAGGCUGGAGGACUGCCACGAGGAGGAUCCGUUAAGGACGCUCACGGCCGCCGUUGUGAAUUGCGUCAGUGAGACCUCAACAUGCCGCGAAUAUGCUGUGUCCGCUGUUCCGAAGCUCCUCCUAUUCCUUCCAUUGAGCUGCCCCAGUGGAACAGUCGAGACAUGCAACGCAACAAAAAUGCGGUGGGUUGCUAUGGACAGCAGCGAGAAGGGAUUGGGAUGGCUGCGGCGGGAGGCGCGUAGAGAGAUUAAACAAGUGCUAAGAGAUGAUGGAUCCAUGGUGGAGCGUUGUGUCAGCAUGCGCCAUGCACUGUAUGUUGAAAAAAAUAUGCGGUUACACCAAGCGUCGGACGCACCAGCCCCAUUUGUUGAAACGAGGCAGCUCUACGCAACGGACAUUGCUGGCGCCUUCUUUUUCACGAUGUGGCACGAGGUCUUGCUUGUGGGCCUUGACUCUCCAAAGCCUCUGCAGGCAUUGAAAAAUUUUUUGCGUCUCGUCGAACAUGCCCUUGCCGGACUUGGGGCAGGAGCAUUACUUGAGGCGGUGAAAAACAUUGAGGGAGGAGGAGACUUUUCCGUCACAAGCUGGCAGAAGACUGUAAAUGCUGCACGUAUUCCGUAUGAGGGAGAUCCGCAUGAGGUGCGGUGGCGCACAUGCAGCGGCUCCUCCCCAAAAUACCGCGGUUUUCCAUGUGCGAUGUGGCUUCUCUACCACUCCCUUACCGUCAACGUUCCUGCUGUUGCUGCAGACAUCAACCCAUUGGAAACGAUUCAGAAUUAUGUGCGUUAUUUCUUUUCCUGCGUGAAGUGCCGCCAGCACUUUGAGCAGUUUAAUUUUAGCCGGGAUGAGGAUCCUGUUUUGCAGCUCUGGCGAGCUCACAAUGAGGUGAAUGCCCGACUUGCGGUGGUGAAGGCGGGGGCCGACCCUUUUGUGCCGAAGCGACAGUUCCCAGACUCUGCACUCUGCAGCACCUGCCACGAUGCAUCCGGCGCGUUUCGGGAGGAGGAGGUCGUGAAGUAUCUACGCAAAUGGUACGAAUGGGACCCCGAUAUGGUUGGACGGCGGGUCAGCGGAGGCUCCACCACAUUGUCCCCGCUUGAGGAGAGGACACUGCUGACCAACGGCAAUGCAGAAACUUGGAAUGAAAAGAAGGUGUGGCAGGAUCCCCUUCCGCUUCACGUGUUUCUCACGUUGUUCGUUAUCGUUGCACUUGUAAGUGCCGGUAUUCUCCGCACUCGGCGAAGGUACAUGGGGUUGUUUCUGCACCACCGUAUCCGCCAAAAGUAA
Messenger RNA from Trypanosoma rangeli, 1578 nucleotides. Its product is annotated as quiescin sulfhydryl oxidase. Lineage: Eukaryota; Euglenozoa; Kinetoplastea; Trypanosomatida; Trypanosomatidae. The transcript has a single exon. The record is from RefSeq and is a predicted model, not a curated record. Gene Ontology annotation, molecular function: protein disulfide isomerase activity; flavin-dependent sulfhydryl oxidase activity. Gene Ontology annotation, cellular component: Golgi membrane. Gene Ontology annotation, biological process: protein folding. Bases 1 to 1578 code for a protein of 525 amino acids.